Prunus dulcis (almond) is the source of this 1956-nucleotide messenger RNA. Its product is annotated as cytochrome P450 90A1. Gene Ontology annotation, molecular function: monooxygenase activity; iron ion binding; heme binding. The record is from RefSeq and is a predicted model, not a curated record. The coding region runs from base 433 to 1872 and encodes 479 amino acids. NCBI's taxonomy places the organism in Eukaryota, Viridiplantae, Streptophyta, Magnoliopsida, Rosales, Rosaceae. Gene Ontology annotation, biological process: brassinosteroid homeostasis; brassinosteroid biosynthetic process; multicellular organism development. The transcript is spliced from 8 exons.
UCUCAUGACGCUUAUCUUAGAGAGAGACGGAAAGAGAAAAAAAGCGUUUUAUGAAAAAGAAAGAAAGAAAGAAAGAAGGGGAAGAAAAGAAAAAAAGAAUUGUCAGAUACGAAAAUAUCCGACAUUAAUUUUCUUUCCCAGCAAACCCCCCACCUCUCUUCCCUCCUUAGAUUUAUUAGCAGCAGAUCCAUCCAUCCAUAUUCGAUUAUCGAUACCCCCCCGUGUGCUUCCCCACCAUCCCCCUCCAUUAAUAUCACCAUCACACCUCUCUCUCUCUCUCUCUCUCUCUCCAUAACCCCCUCCUUCCCAUUUCUAUAUAUACCCACCACACCACCAAUAUAUAUACACUCAAAUACAUAGAUAUACAUAUAAACAAAUAUUCAUAUAUAUAUACUUGGAGAUAUCUCUCUAUCUAGCUAGUUAAAAUUCACCAUGGAGUUCCUUUUCUCAUUUCUAGUGGCUAUUUCUGUCCUUUCUAGCUUCAUUUUUGUUUUCCUUAGGAACUCUCGAUGCCGGAGGCUAAGGCUGCCUCCUGGAAAUCUCGGGUUGCCACUUAUAGGGGAGACUCUGCAGCUGAUCUCAGCCUACAAGACUGAGAAUCCCGAACCGUUCAUCGACGAGAGGGUGAACCGGUUCGGGCCCAUAUUCACCACCCACGUGUUCGGCGAGCCGACGGUGUUCUCGUCCGACCCGGAGACGAACCGGUUCAUCUUGCAGAACGAAGGGAAGCUGUUCGAGUGUAGCUACCCGAGCUCCAUAUCCAAUCUUUUGGGGAAGCACUCGUUGCUGCUCAUGAAAGGCAGCCUCCAUAAGCGAAUGCACUCUCUCACUAUGAGCUUCGCCAACUCUUCGAUUAUAAGAGACCAUCUGUUGGACGAUAUAGACCGGUUGAUCCGGCUCAAUAUGGAUUCCUGGACCGACCGGGUCUUUCUCAUGGAGGAGGCCAAGAAGAUAACUUUUGAGCUAGCAGUGAAGCAGCUAAUGAGCUUUGAUCCAGGUGAAUGGACCGAGGGUUUACGGAAAGAGUACGUCCUACUAAUUGAAGGCUUCUUCAGCGUUCCUUUGCCUCUCUUUUCCACCACCUACCGCAGGGCCAUUAAAGCUAGGACGAAGGUGGCAGAGGCAUUGAGGUUGAUAGUGAGGGAGAGGAGGGAAGAGAGUGAGGCAGGGGAGAGAAAAGAGGACAUGUUGGGUGCUCUUUUGGGUGGAGACAACGCAUUCUCCGACGAGGAGAUCGUGGAUUUCUUGCUUGCUUUGCUGGUCGCCGGCUACGAAACCACCUCAACAAUCAUGACACUUGCCGUCAAGUUCUUAACUGAGACACCACUGGCCCAGGCUCAACUCAAGGAGGAACAUGACCAAAUUAGGGCAAAAAAGAAGUCGUCAAAGACUCUGGAAUGGAGUGAUUACAAGUCAAUGCCAUUCACUCAAUGCGUUGUCAACGAGACAUUGCGGGUUGCAAACAUAAUUAGCGGGGUGUUUAGGCGGGCAAUGACAGACGUCCACAUCAAAGGCUAUACAAUUCCAAAAGGGUGGAAGGUUUUUGCAUCAUUUCGUGCUGUACAUCUAGACCAAGAUCAUUUCAAGGACGCUCGCACUUUUAAUCCGUGGAGGUGGCAGAACAAUUCAGGAGCAAGCACAAGCCCAGCAAAUGUGUUCACGCCAUUUGGAGGAGGGCCUAGGCUUUGCCCUGGUUAUGAGCUUGCUAGAGUAGAACUCUCAGUUUUCCUUCACCACUUAAUCACCCGUUUCAGUUGGGUUCCUGCCGAGGACGAUAAGUUGGUGUUCUUUCCAACCACAAGGACGCAGAAGAGGUACCCUAUCAAUGUGCAGCGCAGGAAUUAUGGGUCUGGGCCACCAUGUAAACAGUAACUCAGACAGUAAAUCUAGUGCAAGUGCUGUAAUAACCUUUGAUCUCCAGAGCAAUAAGAUGAAAUUAAUUAAUUAAUUAAUUGG